UUGAACAUUUCACUGGCAAAUAGAAGAAGAGGCCUCCAUGGAUGAAGUCAUCCACAGUCGGAAAGAAACAUUCUAAGAGUUGAGAGUGAGACUAUAUAGAAAGAUCGAGUUCGAGCCGUGUGUUAUCCUUCGUUUCUUCUCUGUUUUCUUUGAAGCGGAACCAUUCCUUUGCAUGCAAAGAUGACGAACCAAACAGCCGUGAACGGUGGAAAUGGUGCGAAGCCACACUUCGUCCUGGUGCCGUUCCUGGAACAGGGACACAUCAUCCCCAUGGUCGACAUGGCGCAUGUGCUCGCGGGCCGCGGCGCCCAUGUCAGCUUCCUCACCACCCGGCUCAACGCUCUGCGGAUCAAGCUCAUCAUCGAACGCGCCGAGGAGUCCCGGCUGCCCAUCGAGUUCGUGGCGCUCUGCUUUCCGUGCGCGGAAGUCGGCCUGCCCGAAGGGACGGAGAACGCCGACGCCCUGCCGUCGCACGACCACCUCGAUACCUUCUUGCGCGCUUGCGCUAUGCUCCGGGAGCCGCUGACGUCGCACCUACGCCGGCACCAUCUGCCUCCGAGCUGCGUCAUCUCCGACGCCUUCUACACGUGGACGGGGGAGAUGGCGCGGGAGCUGGGCGUCCCGCGGCUGGUCUUUAAUGGCUACGGGUGCUUCACCCUCCUCGCUCGCUACAUCUUGCAUCGGGAGAACGUCUACGAGCAGGGAAUUGAUGAGUCGCAGAUGCUGGACUUGCCCGGGUUUCCCCAUCGGCUCCAGAUCAGUAAGGCCCAAGCGCCGGGGAACUUCAUGGGGCCGAGGCUGCAGAGGUUCCGCUGCGAGGUGAUGGAGGAGGAGUCGAGGGCCGACGGCGUCGUGGUCAACACCUUCGACGACAUAGAGGCUCCGUACGUGGAAUCCUAUCAGAAGGCCAUGGGAAAGAGAGUCUGGACCAUCGGCCCCCUGUUGCGCCUCUGCGGCGGCGACGCCACCCACAUGGCUGCAAGAGGAAACAAGGCCGCCAUCGAUGGGAACGAGUGCAUACGCUGGCUUGACUCGAUGAAGCCGAGCUCUGUGAUCUAUGUGAGCUUUGGCAGCCUCGUUAGCUCCACGCUGCAGCAAAUCAUCGAGAUAGGAAUGGGCCUGGAGACUUGGGGCAGGCCCUUCAUAUGGGUGAUCAGACCCGGGAAGCAGGCGGCGGAGGUGGAGCGGUGGCUGUCGGAGGAGUUCGAGGAGAUGGUGAGGUCAAGGGGACUGGUGAUCAGGGGGUGGGCGCCGCAGAUGGUGAUCUUGUCGCACCCUGCCGUCGGCGGGUUCGUCACCCACUGCGGGUGGAACUCGAUACUGGAAGGCAUGUCCGCCGGCCUGCCCAUGGUAACAUGGCCUAACUUCGGAGACCAGUUCCUCAACCAGAAACUGGUGGUCCAAGUGCUAAGAGUCGGGGUGGCUGUGGGAGUAGAGAACAGUGACGUGCUGGUGAAAAGGGAGGAGGUAGAGAAGGCUGUGUCGGAGCUGAUGGGAGGAGGGGAGGAGGGGGAAGCGAGGAGGAAGAGAUCGAGGGAGUUGAAGGACAGCGCCAAGCGGGCGGCGGAACGAGGCGGUUCUUCUCACGACAACAUCGGCAUGUUGAUUCAGCAAAUCCAGGGAAGUAGUAUUGAUGGGUGUGCGAUGUGAUGUGGCUCAUAAGAUGUAUUAAAGAUGAUGAUU
Messenger RNA from Musa acuminata AAA Group (dessert banana), 1683 nucleotides. RefSeq names its product UDP-glycosyltransferase 73C4. The record is from RefSeq and is a predicted model, not a curated record. Bases 181 to 1650 code for a protein of 489 amino acids. NCBI's taxonomy places the organism in Eukaryota, Viridiplantae, Streptophyta, Magnoliopsida, Zingiberales, Musaceae. The transcript has a single exon. Gene Ontology annotation, molecular function: UDP-glucosyltransferase activity.